Molecule: messenger RNA, 1059 nt
Organism: Besnoitia besnoiti
Lineage: Eukaryota; Apicomplexa; Conoidasida; Eucoccidiorida; Sarcocystidae
Exons: 1
Coding region: 1-1059 (352 amino acids)
Source: RefSeq, a predicted model, not a curated record
AUGGCGCAAGGGCAGGGUGACGCCCCCCCCUGUCCUGCCCGGGACGGUCGGUCCCCGCGCGUCGCAACACUUCUGCAGAAGGCACGGGGGCUCCCCUGUUCCUCUCUCUCUUCUCCUUUUACUGUGUCCUCGUCGCCUUCAUCUCUCGUCGCUUCCAAGGCGCCCUCCGCAUCUUCCUGCUCUCCUUCGCCCUACGGGCCUGCCUCGUCGUCUCCUGCCUGCUUGUCGUCUGCCGCUUCGGCGUCGCCUUCUGCGUCUUCUCUUCCGAGUUCGAGCCUUUCCUUGACGUUGUCGUGCUCGCCCUGCCUCUCUUCUCUCUGUCGCGCGACUCUGCAGCGUCUGCAAAGCAGCAGCGAAGGCACAGCUGCCUUGGGGAAGUCGUGCGCCUGUCUCGCAGAGAAAGUCUACGCAGUGGCGCUUGAGCGGGAGGCGCUGGACGAGGCGGAGCAAAGGCGACAAACGCACACCGGAGAGGGGGACACCGAGGAAGACCGUAGGAAGGAUGCAGGGCUGAGGGAGGAAGGAGAGGAUGAAGAUGCGAUCAGCUCUGCAGACAAACUAGUGAUCACCCGCCUCGAGCCGCGCCUGGUUUCUUUUCAGAGUCUCUUGAAUCAGGAGCGAGAACUGGUCUCCCAGGCACGCGCAGCUGUCAAAUCUCUCGAUGCUGCGCUCAUACAACACAUGAGGGAGACAGAGUCUCCGCCCUUCGGAAAGAAGCAUAGAGCUUUUCCGGUGGCCUCGACUGGGGACGCAGCGGCGGAAGACGCCGCACAACCGGGCGACCGCAGUCACGAGUGCGAGUCGAGAACGAAGCAGGAAGUUCUUUAUGCAUUCCUUGUUUUGUGUCACCGCCUCGUCGCGAUUAUGGAGGAAGCCGCAGACUUUAGGCAAGAUCUGAAGGAAGAGCUCACGCACUUCGCCCCCGCCGAAACCUUCAGAGCUGCAAAAAUUGCCUUGCAAGCGGAGCCGUAUGUAUGGGAUGAGAAAGAAAUUCUCAAACAAGCUCACAAGUGCCUAGACGCGUGGGUUCCCACUGGCCCUGGCCGAAGGUCUCUUUAG